CAUUUGAAAUUCUCAUUGAUCAGAAUUAUAAGCAAGAUGGAGCCAGAUGUCUUACAGAAGUCCUCUAUGUCACCACAAUUGUCAGCCCAAAUAAUGACCCCAUUUAAGAGGCUAUGGAGGCUGGGAACAGCCUAUUUUCUCUAGAAAUGGCUAGAGCACUGCUAUUUAUAUACCAGUCUGUUAUUUUCUGAUACAUUAAUCACUGCAGAGACCUCUGGCCAAUAGUUUCUUGGUAUUCCUGGAUAGCUGGUUAUAACUUUCAUUCUCUCACUCGGUUUCAUUUUCUAAAAUAGCACUUCUUUUCCAGCUGUCACAUUAUUUUUUAGUUUUGGAACAGCCAGUACUAGGCUGGUAAUGUUCUGAUGUCUAGGGAUACUUGAAGGCAUGUCUGCUUAGUUCCAAUAAAUGCUUAUUCUGUUAAAAAACCUUUAUGAACCAUUAGUUCAUCUUAAAUUAACUUCAAAAUGCAACCCCAUUUGCAGCUUAACUUAGCCUUUAAAAUGGGAACAGAAAUGGUAUGGUAUUCUAUUUUUUCCAGCCCACACUGAUGUCUCACAGUGUGUAUGUGGCUUCUAGGCACAAGAUACAGGGUGUAUUUUUUUUCCUUUGCAUUUAGGAACAGAUUUACUGUACUGUGCAGGAUGUGUGUGGUUGAUAGAGGUGGCAAAAUAAAGAGUGCCUUGCAUCACAACGGAAGAUGGUAAAGCUCAUAAUCACACUAAAUUUCUUGUAGCCUUAAGAAACAGAAGAGGGAGAGGCUACGGAAGUUGUUACUAUACUGUUGUUCCUUCUUCCUUCUCCUUCCCAACAGAAUUAAUUGAUCUGAACUACUCUGUUUCAGAGAGCAACUGGUAACAUGGAUUGCACCUCGGAAGGGGACAGCUGAACUCUCCCUCUGGCUUUAGUAAGGAAAGAGCAGCGAUGAAAUCCGUGGACUGUGUGCACGUCAUCCAACAGAAGGAUACCGCCUCCUCUCCCUCUGACCCCCCUGGUGCUGUUUCAGGCGCCACGGGACUUUUUUCUGUCACAUUCCUGUGGCUUGCAAUGCUCCUGUCCUCUUGUCUUGCAGCAGUGUCUCUUUACCAUGUUAUCAUCCUGAAAACAGAACUAGAAGCUCUGCGCAGCGAGCUGAUCUACAGCGCCCAGGCAAGGUCUCCGCUAGACCAGCCACUUGUGUCCCGCGGUGAAAAUAAAGCAGGUACCCCUGUUUCUUCCUUCCUGCAAGCGUCUGCAGCUGGCUCCAGGCAGGAGAGCAGGCUUGCUGGUACUGGCCCAGCUGAGAGCUUCCAAAAGGAAAUCUGGAACGGGAAUAGAAACAGGGGCAGGCGGUCUGUCGCCGACACAGAAGAAAAAGUGCUGCAGGCCUGCUUGCAACUGAUUGCUGACAGCAAAAGUGAUAUCCAACAGAAAGAUGAUUCAAGCAUUGUCCCUUGGCUCCUGAGCUUUAAACGUGGAACAGCUCUGGAAGAACAAGGAAAUAAAAUAGUGAUCAAAGAAACUGGUUAUUUUUUCAUAUAUGGCCAGGUUUUAUAUACAGAUACCACAUUUGCUAUGGGACACCUAAUACAGAGGAAGAAGGCUCAUGUGUUUGGUGAUGAUCUCAGCUUGGUGACAUUGUUUCGCUGCAUCCAAAAUAUGCCACAGUCUUAUCCAAAUAAUUCUUGCUAUACUGCUGGCAUUGCAAAAUUAGAAGAAGGUGAUGAACUUCAACUUACAAUACCACGGAGAAGGGCUAAAAUAUCUUUGGAUGGAGAUGGUACCUUUUUUGGUGCAGUGAGACUCCUCUGAAGCCCUUCAUUUCUGUUAUUAUGCUUAAUGCCAUUUUCUUCUCUGCCUAUACCUUCGUCAGAAAAAAAUAUUGAAUUGCAAUAAAGCUGCCAAUUCAGCCUCUCCCAAUUCACCACAGGCUUCUAAGAAUUUUCUUCGCUUUGAUAUGCAAACCCAAAACAGGAAACAUAGCAGAUGUGCUUGUGAUAUAACCACCAUGUGAUUACCAGAAAGCCAAUUUAUUUUAGACAAUGGGAGACUCUAAAAAACAACUGUAAAGCAAUGAGAUUUUGCCUUUGAAAAAAUUUGUUGUCCAUAUGAUAAAUCAGAGAAGGAAUUGACUAAAAAUAACAGCAUGACCAGGACACAGACUAUCAAAUUGUUAUCAAUUGAAAAGGAAAUCUAAAAUAAAAGUGUAUUUUAGAUUUGCAUUGUUUAAUCAAUAAA
Parus major (Great Tit) is the source of this 2214-nucleotide messenger RNA. RefSeq names its product TNF superfamily member 13b (gene TNFSF13B). Gene Ontology annotation, biological process: immune response. The transcript has 7 exons. Lineage: Eukaryota; Metazoa; Chordata; Aves; Passeriformes; Paridae. Bases 922 to 1788 code for a protein of 288 amino acids. The record is from RefSeq and is a predicted model, not a curated record. Gene Ontology annotation, cellular component: membrane. Gene Ontology annotation, molecular function: receptor ligand activity; tumor necrosis factor receptor binding.